AUGAAAGUUCAGUUUAAAAGGGUUAUCAAGAAAAGCCGAGUGCUUGGAUUCACGACUUGGUCUAUCCUUUUCCUUUACACAAUGCCUGUUUAUUCCAAUCGAUAUGCCACUAGUGCUUGGGUAAAUCAGGUAAGCGUAAAACAGCCGGAAACAGUUGAGAACGCUACACGUUUUAAUUCCCCACUCUUUGCAGCCGAAUCAGAGUGGAAAUUUCAGAAAGAAACGGAUGAAGUAAUAGACAGAAAGCAACUUUCACCGACUGAAAUACAAAGCAGAUCAUUUAAGCACAAAACGACGCUCAUAACAACGAAAGUUUGUUUGCAGCAUUACUUUCUUCUUAUCCUGGUCUCAUCAGCCCCCGCUUAUAUUCAAAGAAGGAGCGACAUACGCCAAACUUGGGGAACAGAUACUUCAAUUGAACCUCAAUGGAAGACCGUUUUUCUCGUAGCUCAAACGCGAGUGCAGAGCGAGUCAAACGCAUUGUUCAAAGAAGACGAAAUCUUCGGAGAUUUAAUAAGAGCAGAUUACUACGAUCACUACUCUAAUCAAUCUCUGAAAAUACGCAUGGGAUUUGAAUGGGCUGCCAGAUACUGCAAGUUCUCUUUUCUGUUGAAAAUAGACGACGAUACCUUCGCGAACACGAAAGCACUUAUUUCGUUUUUGAAAUUGCCGAGUACACCACGAGAAAAGCUGUACUUGGGGCGUGAUGCAAAUACCGCCGUGUUAAGAGGUGGCAAAUUUGGGGUUUCCAAACAAGAGUACAGCGGAAAUCACUAUCCACCGUUUUGUCCCGGUUUUGGAGUGGUAUUCUCAAAUGAUGUCAUUCUUUUGUUCGUAGAUCUAUUUGAUGUAGUAUCAAAAUUCCGACUCGAUGAUGUUUACACGGGUAUGCUCGCGUAUAAAGCUGGCGUGAAACUCUCCCGCACCAGCAAUUUUGAAUUUUCGGUAAACCCACCGCCUGCGUCUAAAUGCAAGUGGCAGAAAAGCACUUUAUUGCGUCAUGGAAUCACUGAAGACUGUCUUUUCCAACUUUUUAACGAAACCGUUCACCGCGUUAUAAACGAGUGA
This is a messenger RNA of Porites evermanni, 1068 nucleotides long. The record is from the annotation of a GenBank genome assembly. Lineage: Eukaryota; Metazoa; Cnidaria; Anthozoa; Scleractinia; Poritidae.